Paramecium pentaurelia is the source of this 601-nucleotide messenger RNA. Lineage: Eukaryota; Ciliophora; Oligohymenophorea; Peniculida; Parameciidae. The record is from the annotation of a GenBank genome assembly.
GAUGUUUGAGCAAUAAAAGAAAAAAGAGAAUGUUGAAUAAUAAUCUAUUAAGCCUAUUUCUAUAUUUAAAGUACUAUUUUGUUUUGGUUAUCCAAUAAAUUCAGGUUUAGAAAUAAUAAAUCGUAAUGUAAUUCUAAUUGUAGAUUGAUUAUUUUAGAUAUAUUAAAAGGAAAGAGAAUAUUAAGUGCUUUUAGGAUUGGAAUUACUUUAUGGAGUAGUAUUUCUAUUUUAAUAUGGCUUAUAUAUAAAAUACUAUUAAAUAAGAGAUGUUAAAACUAGUGCUAAUUUCAAAUAGCAUGAUCCCUUUGAUGAUGAAUUAGCAGAUUCAAUACCAAAUGAAAAUGAUAAAGAAAUUAUGGUUUAUGAUUUUUUCAGAUAUUCUAUUAUUGCAUGUUUAGGAUUGAUUAUAAACACAAUAGUGAAGGUUUAUUAAUAUGAGAGAUCAAGUAUGAGUUAUUUAAAAUAAACUGGAAUUAUUGUGGUUUAUGUAAUAUUCGUUUCAAAUUUGAUUUAAAUUGCUGAAGAUAAACAAAUAGAACAUAAAAGUUUUUUGGAAUUGAGUAAUAAAUAAACUGAAAAUGAUGAUCCCUUAUAGAUUUGA